CUCAGCUCCCGGUUAGUUUCACCUACCUUUCACUCUCUAACAAAAAGUUAAAAGAAAAAACUUAUGAUAGUUUUGGAAAAUAUAUAAUCUCUGAUCUUCCGGUCCUCUGCUUUAUUUUAUCAGCUUCCUCGUAGCCUCCUCUUUCUGGUUAAUUCUCCAUCAUAUCAUCUUCAAUUCUUGUCUGAAAGUUUUCGAUCUGGAAAACCAAAAGAAAUGGCGCAACUGCUGCUCCACGGUUCACUCCAUGUCUGCGUCUAUGAGGUUGACAAGAUAAAGACCGAUGGCCUCCAUAACUUAUUCCACAAGAUCGUGGAAGGCGCUGAGCGUGUUGUGGGCUUCAACAAGACUGCUUCCAGAUUAUACGCAACCAUUGAUCUGGAAAAGGCAAGGGUUGGUCGCACCAGGCUUCUUGAUGAACACAAAAACCCCCGCUGGUACGAGUCUUUCCACAUAUACUGCGCACAUAUGGCAUCCAAUGUGGUGUUCAGUGUGAAGGUGGAUAACCCCAUUGGAGCAGAGCUGAUCGGCAGAGCUUAUAUGCCUGCGAGAAGGCUCCUGGGCGGGGAAGAAGUGGACGAGUGGCUCCCGCUCUUGGACAACGAUCGUAAUCCCAUACACAGCCAUUCCAAGAUUCAUGUGAAACUCCAGUUCCUUGAUGUGGUGAGGGAACGUUGUUGGGGCCGUGGAGUGAAAGCCGCGCGGUUUCCCGGCGUCCCGUACACGUUUUUCCCGCAGCGACGAGGUUGCAAGGUGACUCUGUAUCAGGACGCUCAUGUUCCUGAGAACUUCAUUCCCAGAAUCCCUCUGGCCGGGGGCAGAUUCUACGAGCCGCAGCGGUGUUGGGAGGAUAUUUUCGACGCCAUUACUAAAGCCAAGCAUUUGGUUUACAUAACGGGGUGGUCUGUGUACACUGAGAUCACACUGGUGAGGGAUCCCCGGCGGCCGAAACCCGGCGGGGACGCCACUCUGGGUGAGCUGCUCAAGAAGAAAGCCAGUGAAGGGGUGAGGGUUUUAAUGCUGGUUUGGGAUGACAGAACCUCUGUUGGGUUACUUAAGAAAGAUGGACUAAUGGCUACUCAUGAUGAGGAAACCGGGAAUUAUUUCAAGGACACUGAGGUUCAUUGCGUGUUGUGUCCCAGGAACCCAGACGAUGGGAGGAGCAUUAUCCAGAACAUAGAGAUCGGAACCAUGUUUACUCACCACCAAAAGAUUGUUGUGGUUGAUGGCGAAAUGCCAGAUGGGGAUACAGAGAGGAGGAGGAUUGUUAGCUUUAUUGGAGGGAUUGAUCUUUGCGAUGGAAGAUAUGACUCUCCAUUUCACCCUCUGUUUAGGACCUUGAACACCGCCCACCAUGACGAUUUUCAUCAGCCCAACUUCGAAGGCGCCUCCAUUAACAAAGGAGGACCGAGGGAGCCAUGGCACGAUAUCCAUUCGCGCUUGGAAGGGCCGGCGGCCUGGGAUGUGCUCUUCAACUUCGAGCAAAGAUGGAGGAAACAAGGCGGCAAGGAUUUGCUCCUUGACUUGAGAGAUCUUGAGAGCAUUUUCAUCCCUCCUUCGCCGGUAACCUUCCCGGACGACCACGAAACAUGGAACGUUCAGGUUUUCCGGUCCAUCGACGGCGGGGCUGCUUUCGGCUUCCCAGACGCACCGGAGGAGGCUGCCAAGUCCGGGCUGGUAUCCGGGAAGGAUAACAUCAUUGAUAGAAGCAUUCAAGACGCUUAUAUCAACGCCAUUCGUCGCGCCAAGAAUUUCAUCUACAUUGAGAAUCAGUACUUCCUGGGAAGCUCCUUUUCUUGGUACUCCGACGACAUCAAGGACGAAGCCAUCGACGCCCUGCACCUCGUACCCAAAGAACUGUCGUUGAAGAUCGUGAGUAAGAUCGAGGCGGGGGAACGGUUCACGGUGUACGUCGUGGUUCCGAUGUGGCCGGAGGGGUACCCGGAGAGCGGUUCGGUGCAGGCGAUUCUGGAUUGGCAGAGGAGGACAAUGCAAAUGAUGUAUACUGAUAUAGUUCAAGCUCUGAAAGCCAAAGGGAUCAUCGCUAACCCAAAGGACUACUUGAGUUUCUUCUGCCUGGGUAAUAGGGAAACCAAGAAAGGCGACGAAUACGAACCUUCUGAGAAACCGGAUAAUGAUACAGACUACAGCAGGGCUCAGGAAGCCAGGAGGUUCAUGAUAUAUGUUCAUGCUAAAAUGAUGAUAGUUGACGAUGAAUACAUAAUCGUAGGAUCAGCCAACAUAAACCAGAGAUCAAUGGACGGCGCGCGCGACUCAGAAAUCGCGAUGGGAGCAUACCAGCCGCACCACCUAUCUGCGAGGCAGCCAGCGAGGGGGCAGGUACACGGGUUCCGAAUGGCGCUGUGGUACGAGCAUCUGGGCAUGUUAGACAACUGCUUCGCCCAGCCGGAGAGCAUGGAGUGCGUUCUCAAGGUAAACCAAAUAGCAGAAAAUAACUGGAACCUCUACUCCGGCGAGACGUUGGAGCGCGACAUGCCUGCCCAUUUGCUCAGCUACCCCAUCGGAGUCACUGAAAAUGGACAGGUAACUGAGCUGCCUGGGUUUCAAAAUUUCCCCGAUACAAAGGCGCCAGUUCUUGGAACCAAAUCCAAUUUUCUUCCUCCAAUCCUCACUACUUGAACUCCGAUCCUCAGAUCAGAUCAGUUGUUUGUUUUAUUUUAUGGUUGCUGGAAGAUGAAUAUAUAUAUAUAUAAUAUAUAUGACUGAUACACAAUAAUUUAAUGGGAUUCAUAUCUAAGCUUUUCGAGUGUUUGCUAUAUGUAUGUAUGAAAUAAACAUGCAUUUUAGUAAAUGGAUUCUCU
Ipomoea nil (Japanese morning glory) is the source of this 2819-nucleotide messenger RNA. Its product is annotated as phospholipase D alpha 1-like. Gene Ontology annotation, cellular component: plasma membrane. Bases 214 to 2637 code for a protein of 807 amino acids. Lineage: Eukaryota; Viridiplantae; Streptophyta; Magnoliopsida; Solanales; Convolvulaceae. The transcript is spliced from 4 exons. Gene Ontology annotation, molecular function: D-type glycerophospholipase activity; calcium ion binding. The record is from RefSeq and is a predicted model, not a curated record. Gene Ontology annotation, biological process: phosphatidylcholine metabolic process; phospholipid catabolic process.